AUGGCCGCUUGUUUUGCCAUGCCCGUGAGGAAUAGGAAAAGGCUGAUAGUGAAGCCCACUCUUGCCAAAAGGUGGCCUACCAACCCAAGCUUUGGUUGCUGCCCUAAGGCCUUCUAUGACACUCUGGAGAAAAGUGCCAACUACCUGGACCCUGCUUCAAACUCAUGCUCUUUGGUCCUAGGAGAGCCCUCUCAACUUCUCAAUGGUAGCUGGCCCCUACGUCAGAAUGAAAGUGAUGAUGAGGCUACCCUGGCUGCAAACUUCACCUUCUCUUACUACUACCAGCACUCCUCCCCUGUGGCAGCCAUGUUCAUCGUGGCCUAUGUGCUCAUCUUCCUCCUCUGUAUGGUGGGCAAUGCGCUGGUCUGCUUCAUCGUGCUCAAGAACCGACACAUGCGCACCGUCACCAACAUGUUCAUCCUCAACCUGGCCAUCAGUGACCUGCUGGUGGGCAUCUUUUGCAUGCCUACCACCCUGGUGGACAACCUCAUCACUGGAUGGCCCUUCGACAACGCCACGUGCAAGAUGAGCGGCUUGGUGCAGGGCAUGUCUGUGUCCGCUUCAGUUUUCACACUGGUGGCUAUUGCGGUGGAAAGGUUCCGCUGCAUCGUGCACCCGUUCCGUGAGAAGCUGACGGUGCGCAAGGCGCUGCUCUCCAUCGCGGUCAUCUGGGCCCUGGCCCUGCUCAUCAUGUGUCCGUCGGCCGCCACGCUGACCGUCACCCGCGAGGAGCGGCACUUUCUGCUGGACGCGCGCAACCGCUCCUACCCGCUCUACUCCUGCUGGGAGGCGUGGCCCGAGCAGCGCAUGCGCAAAGUCUACACCGCCGUGCUCUUCGCGCACGUCUACCUGGUGCCCAUGGCGCUCCUGGUGGUUCUGUACGCACGCAUCGCGCGCAAGCUGUGCCGGGCGCCGCCGGGCCCAGCGUGCGACGGCAGCGGUAGCGGCCGCGGCGGCGAGGAGGCGGCGGCGGCCGAGGGAGGGCGCGCGGCGCGCCGCAAGGCCCGGGUGGUGCACAUGCUGGUCAUGGUGGCGCUGUUCUUCUCGCUGUCCUGGCUGCCGCUGUGGACGUUGCUGCUGCUCAUCGACUACGCGGAGCUCAGCGAGCCGCAGCUGCACUUCAUGUCGGUGUACGCCUUCCCGCUGGCUCACUGGCUGGCCUUCUUCCACAGCAGCGCCAACCCCAUCAUCUACGGCUACUUCAACGAGAACUUCCGCCGCGGCUUCCAGGCUGCCUUCCGGGCCCAGCUCUGCCCGGCGCAGUGGGGCAGCCAUCAUCAUCAGCAGGCCUACACCGAGCGGCCCGGAGGGUUCCUGCGCAGGCGGUUCCUGGUGGAUGUGCAGCCCAGCGACUCUGGCCUGCCAUCCGAAUCGGGGCCCAGCAGUGGGGGUCCUAAGCCGAGCCGUCUCCCUCUGCGCAAUGGGCGAGUGGCCCACCAUCAGGACGUGCCCCGGAAAGGACCGCUCACCAUCCCAGCCUGGAACAUCUGAGAAGAUCCAGGGAUGGUACAGGCCGGCCUGUGGCUCCCAGUGAGUAGGAGAGCG
Messenger RNA from Dipodomys spectabilis (banner-tailed kangaroo rat), 1545 nucleotides. It is a transcript of the gene Npffr1, whose product is annotated as neuropeptide FF receptor 1. The transcript has 5 exons. Gene Ontology annotation, molecular function: neuropeptide receptor activity; peptide binding. Gene Ontology annotation, biological process: G protein-coupled receptor signaling pathway. The coding region runs from base 1 to 1491 and encodes 496 amino acids. Lineage: Eukaryota; Metazoa; Chordata; Mammalia; Rodentia; Heteromyidae. Gene Ontology annotation, cellular component: membrane. The record is from RefSeq and is a predicted model, not a curated record.